This is a messenger RNA of Cornus florida, 2236 nucleotides long. Its product is annotated as protein KINESIN LIGHT CHAIN-RELATED 1. The record is from RefSeq and is a predicted model, not a curated record. NCBI's taxonomy places the organism in Eukaryota, Viridiplantae, Streptophyta, Magnoliopsida, Cornales, Cornaceae. The coding region runs from base 221 to 2038 and encodes 605 amino acids. Gene Ontology annotation, molecular function: protein binding. The transcript is spliced from 3 exons.
CCCGUCAACCUGACGAACUGGAACAACUAGAUAUGCAAUUAUUAACAGUUGAAAAUGGUGGCACGUUUUAAUCCCUAAUUAAUCCCUUCUUGUAUCUCUCAUCUUCAAUUGCGUCUUUCUUACUCUCUCUCAUCUUAUAUACACAUAUAGCAAUUUACAGUGACCCACAUACAUAUCGAUCAGUCACAUCUGAUCUUCUUCUCCACCUUCAACAGUCACAAUGCCAGGUCUCGUCUCAGUCAAAACACCGCCGGAAACUCCGCCGCUCCGAAUCACCGUUCCCGACGACAACACUCCCCAACAGAUCCGACCCAGUUCCGCCCGAUCCGAAGCGUUAAACCCCAAGACCACAUCGCCGGUCCCGAGGCGACCUCCCUCGCCUUCCCCGUCGACAUCACGGGCCAAGCCGUCUCCGGAUCGGAGCUUCGUCAAGAAGAAGUCGCCGGAGAAGCCAGUCAUCGACGAAUCGUCUCUCGACAACCCCGAUCUCGGCCCGUUCCUUCUCAAACUCGCGCGUGAUACAAUCGCCGCCGGUGAUGGCCCCAGCAAGGCGUUGGACUACGCGCUCCGGGCGUCGAAGUCGUUUGAACGGUGCGCCGUCGACGGCGAGCCGAGCUUGGACUUGGCGAUGAGCUUGCACGUAGUGGCAGCGAUUUACUGUAGUUUGGGGAGGUUUGAGGAGGCGAUUCCGGUGCUGGAUAGGGCAAUUAAGGUUCCGGAUGUGCCGGGGGGAGCUGAUCACGCUCUCGCUGCAUUUUCGGGGUAUAUGCAACUCGGCGACACUCAUUCGAUGCUCGGACAGUUGGAUCGGUCGAUUGAGUGUUACAAGGAAGGGUUGAAGAUACAGAUGGAGGUGCUAGGUGAGACAGAUCCAAGAGUUGCAGAGACUUGCAGGUACUUAGCUGAGGCCCAUGUUCAGGCAAUGCAAUUUGACGAGGCUGAAAAUUUGUCCAAGAGAACCCUUGAAAUCCACCGUGUGCACAGUUCACCGGCAUCUCUUGAAGAAGCAGCUGACCGGCGGUUGAUGGCCCUCAUAUGCGAGGCUAAAGGAGACUAUGAAUCAGCUCUUGAACACCUUGUGCUUGCCAGCAUGGCAAUGAUUGCCAAUGGACAAGACAAUGAGGUUGCUGCUAUUGAUGUCAGCAUUGGCAACAUCUACUUGUCCCUAUCUCGUUUUGAUGAGGCCGUCUUCUCCUACCAGAAGGCACUCACUGUCUUCAAAUCGUCAAAGGGUGACAACCACCCUUCAGUUGCUUCUGUGUUUGUACGCCUAGCUGAUCUAUACUACAAGACAGGAAAGUUGCGAGAGUCCAGAUCAUAUUGUGAAAAUGCCCUCAGAAUAUAUGCAAAACCUGUGCCUGGAACGACUGCAGAAGAGAUUGCAAGUGGGAUGACAGAGAUUUCAGCCAUUUACGAAUCUUUCAACGAACCUGAGGAGGCACUGAAGCUCUUGCAGAAGGCAAUGAAAUUGCUGGAGGAUAAACCAGGGCAGCAAAGUACAAUUGCAGGAAUAGAGGCUCGAAUGGGUGUUAUGUUUUACAUGGUUGGAAGGUAUGAAGAUGCCUACAGCUCUUUCAAGAGUUCUGUAGCAAAACUGAGAGCCAGCGGAGAGAGGAAAUCAGCGUUCUUUGGGGUUGUCUUGAACCAGAUGGGUUUGGCUUGUGUACAGUUGUUCAAAAUAGAUGAGGCUGCCGAGUUGUUUGAGGAAGCAAGAGAAAUACUGGAACAGGAGUGCGGUCCAUGUCAUCAAGAUACUCUUGGAGUGUAUAGCAACCUUGCAGCGACUUAUGAUGCUAUGGGAAGAGUGGAAGAUGCAAUUGAGAUUUUGGAGUAUGUACUAAAACUGAGAGAAGAAAAGCUUGGAACAGCCAAUCCUGAUUUUGAUGAUGAAAAGAAAAGGCUGGUUGAGCUCCUGAAAGAAGCGGGCAGGUCACGAAACAAAAAAGCAAAAUCAUUAGAGAACCUUAUCGACCCCAACUCUAAGAGGACAAAGAAAGAGGCAUCAAAGAAGUGGUCGCCCUUUGGUUUUAGAAAUUGACGGCGCAUUUCUGCAUUUUCUCCUUGCUUUUCACACGUGCAUAUGCUGUAACAUAGAAGAUCGUGUAUGGGGUUUGAUUUAUGACUUGGUGAGGCUUCCUGUUUCUUUCUCCACUGGUUUUUUCUCUGGUAAAUUUUUUUUUUGAUUGGAUAUCUAUUUGUGAUCUUGAAGAUGUUAAAUGAAAAGUAAAUUGUAUCU